Cydia amplana is the source of this 949-nucleotide messenger RNA. Its product is annotated as ras-related protein M-Ras-like. Gene Ontology annotation, biological process: Ras protein signal transduction. The record is from RefSeq and is a predicted model, not a curated record. NCBI's taxonomy places the organism in Eukaryota, Metazoa, Arthropoda, Insecta, Lepidoptera, Tortricidae. Bases 294 to 887 code for a protein of 197 amino acids. Gene Ontology annotation, molecular function: GDP binding; GTP binding; GTPase activity. The transcript is spliced from 5 exons. Gene Ontology annotation, cellular component: plasma membrane.
GAAGGAAAAAUGGACAAACAGCUUUACCUUUUGCGUUGACUUGAGUUACGUUAUCCUCAUCACUAGCACUGCUUAUAAUUCCACCGGCGCGCACAUUAAAAGCUUUUAGCAACAAUGAGGUGAUUAUAUCAUAAUUUAAUAUGAAAACGCGUCACGGGACCCGUGCUUGGGCCACGGGCGUGGGGUCACUGCGACUUGCCAAUAGGAAAUAGUUGUUUAUACCGUGGUGCGUUUCAGAUAAUAUCCCAUGAGCAUCGGAGUCGGAGGCUGGAAUCGGCGGCGCGCGCUCGACCAUGACGCGCCCAGGCCCUCCUAAUGAGAACUUGCCCACGGUAAAAUUGGUGGUGGUAGGCGAUGGUGGUGUGGGCAAGAGUGCCAUCACCAUCCAGUUCUUCCAGAAGCUAUUUGUGACGGAUUACGACCCCACAAUCGAGGACUCCUACAUACAACAUACGGAGGUCGACGGGCAGUGGUGCAUCCUCGAUGUACUGGACACAGCGGGCCAAGAGGAGUUCAGCGCGAUGCGCGAGCAGUACAUGCGGAAGGGCGACGGGUUCCUCCUCGUGUAUUCGGUCACGGAUCCGCAGUCCUUCCGUAAUCUACGGCGGUUCCACACACAGAUCCUGCGCGUUAAGGACAGGGACUCGUACCCAAUGCUGCUGGCCGCUAACAAGGUGGACCUGGUGCACGUGCGCGCCGUCAGCGAGGAGGCCGGCCGGGACCUCGCCCGCUCGCUCAGCGUGCCCUACAUCGAGACCAGCGCCAAGGAACCGCCGCUCAACAUCGAGCGGGCCUUCCACGAGCUCGUCCGAAUAAUCCGAAAGCACCCUCAGCAGGAAGAGAAAGACCGCCGCCGCCGGAAGUUCGGCAAGUGUGCGCUGCUCUGAGGUCCAUACGCGGCUAACUUCACGCAGAUACCAUUCGCUGCUACUUUCAAGCUGUGAGUUGC